AAAAUCAAUCAUAAUUCGUAUCCUGGAAAAGACACGACAUUCAGCUGAUAAGACUGACUGCAUCUCAUGUGGCUGACUCUGAGGCCCAUCAAAAUCAGAAGUGGUCUGGAUUCGGAUUCUAAAGUUACUUCCUCAUCCUUUUACAUUAGCGCUUCGCGUUCACACCUUCCCCUCCCCUCUUCCAGAUCUUCCCGAGAACUGUCGAUCGAGAUGGAGGACAUAAAUUUCUUCAAGCCAUGGGACAGACGAUCUAUCCAGCCCAUUGAACUCUUCCUUGAAUUUGCUGACAGUAAGCGACAAUGAGAAUCACCAACUUUUCCAUCGUUGGGGCCGUGACUGCGACAGCCUUGGUUCUUUCUGCUUGUAGUAUCAGCCAGGCCUUUUCCCCUCCGUUGCGGUCUGUUCCACGAAUCCGUAUCAAUGGUAGACCUUCGCCUUCUUUCCGCUUUGCGAUCAUUCCCGACAAGGAAAUCCAACAGAAGACGAAAAAGGAUACGACUCAAGCGUUUUUCGAUGAAGAGGCCCCAUCACCUCACGAUUCGGGUGCAGGAAUUCCUUACGAGCGUCUUACUAUAGGAGUACUGAAAGAAUCUUUCCCAGGCGAGUGUCGAGUGUCACAAACACCUGACUCGGUCCGAACACUGGUCAAAGAAGGAUUUACCGUCGCCGUCGAAUCUGGAGCUGGCGACAAGGCCUCUUUCAACGAUGCAGCAUACCUAGAAGCCGGCGCGAUUGUCUUAAAAGCCACCCAGAUAUACCAGGAUGCUGACAUUCUCACCAAGGUCCGUCCGCCGAGUGAUGAGGAUGUACCAAAAUUUGCCGGGAAAACUUUAAUUAGUACAAUCCAGCCCGCAAUUAACAGUGAUCUAUACCAUGCUUUGGUGGCGCAAGGGACGAACGUCUUUGCCUUGGAUUGUGUCCCUCGCAUGCUCAGUCGAGGGCAGUCGUACGAUAUUCUUUCCUCUCAGGCCAACAUUGCAGGCUAUCGCGCCAUCGUGGAAGCGGCGGAGCAAUUUCCACGUUUCUUUGCGGGUCAAAUGACAGCCGCUGGUAAGGUACCUCCCGCCAAAAUCCUGGUGCUUGGGGCUGGCGUGGCCGGAUUGGCGGCGGUGCAGACCGCCAAAAAUAUGGGGGCAAUUGUCCGGGCCUUUGACGUACGUUCCAUCUGCAAAGAACAAGUCGAAUCUAUGGGCGCUACGUUUUUGGAAGUCGAUGUACAAGAAGACGGAAGUGGUACUGGUGGAUACGCCAAGGAAAUGAGUGACGCCUAUAAAGCGGCACAGGCCAAGCUCAUGCUAGAGCAGGCCAAGGACGUGGAUAUAAUUGUUACGACGGCCUUGAUUCCUGGCCGCAAAGCCCCUGUGUUAGUAGAUGAAGGGAUGUUGUCGGAGAUGAAGGCAGGAUCCGUCUGUGUGGAUUUGGCCGCUGCGAACGGCGGAAACGUAGCUCUAACUAAACCGGACGAGAUCGUCACAACAGAUAACGGGGUUAAAAUUGUCGGAUACACCGACCUUCCGUCCCGUCUACCUGCGACAGCCAGCAAUCUUUUCGCAAACAAUGUGGCCAAGUUCAUUUUAAGUAUCGGUCCCCAGACAACCAAGGAAAAGAAUCUCUUUCUAAUCGAUUUAGAUGACGAUGCAGUGCAAAAUAUGUUGAUCGCUUACAAAGGAGAGGCCCGUUGGCCCGACAAGAUUAAGCCUUUUAGCCCUCCUCCACUACCAGCCAAAGCCCAGGUAGACGUGCUAUUGACGGAAGAAGAUCCUAUCGUCUCGGCCAAUAAAAAGCAAAAAGUGUCGUUCGUAAAAAAUACUGGCAUUUCGAGUCUUGCUGCGAUUAUUUUGGUUGCCUUUGGUCUUACUACCGAUUCUCCUGAGAGUGUAUCUCUAUUGGCCACCUUUGCGUUGGCUGGCCUCGCAGGGUAUCAAGUAGUCUGGGGCGUUGCACCGGCUCUGCACUCUCCACUGAUGGCCGUAACCAACGCCAUUUCCGGGAUGACAGCAAUUGGCGGCAUGCUUCUUUUGGGAAGUCAUGCGACGGACACCAAGGGUUUAAUUCCAGAUAGCCCAGCACAUUGGCUGGGCGCUAUUGCAACAGCGCUGUCGUUCGUAAAUGUUGCCGGUGGAUUUUUGGUUUCCGGAAAGAUGCUGGAAUUGUUCCGCCGACAGAAUGAGCCGAAGGAUUUCUUUGAACUGUACGCAAUCCCCACGAGUGUUAUUCUUGCAGGAUUGGGUAUAGCUGGCUUCUCGGGAGUGGGAAAUCUAGACACCAUGACCGGCACUGUCGGCAUUGCUUCGGCCAUCUGCUGCAUUGCUGCGAUUGCAGGGCUUGCGAAUCAAGAAACUGCUAGGACUGGAAAUGUUCUAGGUAUGGCAGGUGUAACGUUCGGCUUGGCGGCGGCAACCGGUGAAAUGGCCGUCGCCGAAGCUGCCCCUGCUGCUUUUCAGCAAGUCGGGCUAUUGGGAGCUCUUGGAGGUGGGGUGGGAUUGAAGCUUGCAUCAGGUGUCGGACCGACUGAGCUCCCCCAGACCGUUGCCGCCUUCCAUUCUCUUGUCGGUCUAGCAGCCAUGGCUGGAGCCGCGGGUGAAUUCUUUGCCGGUGACGAUCUGACCACAGGUACUCUCUCGGCGAUUUAUCUUGCCAUCCUGAUCGGAGGCGUUACCUUUACUGGUUCGAUAGUUGCCUUCAGUAAACUUGCCGGUAUCAUGGGCUCGUCCCCAUUGCGCUUGCCUGGGCGCGACCAACUAAACCUUGCAAUGAUUACGACUUGUGUUCUAGGUUUCGCUGCUUUUCUUGACCCCUCUUUGGCUACAAAUCUAGUCAGUAUUGAUCAUGGAACUGUGCAGCUCGUUAGCCUCGGAAUAGUAGCUAGCAUCGCAUCAAUUCUCGGCUAUCAUCUUACAGCAAGCAUUGGUGGUGCGGAUAUGCCGGUUGUCAUUACAAUCUUGAAUUCAUACUCCGGUUGGGCACUGUGUGCAGAGGGGUUCCUGCUUGGCAAUCCUCUUCUGGCACAAGUCGGUGCCCUAAUAGGAUUUUCUGGAGCCAUACUGACUUGGAUCAUGUGCGAGGCCAUGGGAAGAAAUGUUGUAUCCGUUGUACUAGGUGGAGCAGGAACUGCUACGAGCUCGGAAUCUACAGAAACAACUGCAUUCGAAGGUGAAAUUACUACGACCACAAUCGACAACGUUGCUGACGCUCUCAAAGAGGCAAGGACCAUUAUGAUCACGCCUGGAUACGGUCUUGCUGUAGCUCGUGCACAGUUUUCGAUUGCUGAAAUCGCCAAAAAAUUGAAGGAAGAAGGAAAGAAUGUGCGUUUUGGUAUUCACCCGGUCGCCGGCCGUAUGCCUGGCCAAUUGAAUGUUUUGCUUGCUGAAGCUGGUGUUCCGUACGAUAUGGUUUUUGAAAUGGAAGACAUCAAUGAAGAAUUUGCGGAAACGGAUGUAACUCUUGUGAUCGGCGCUUCGGAUACCGUUAGUAGUGCCGCCGAGGACGAUCCCAAAUGCAGCAUCUAUGGCAUGCCCGUCCUUCGAGUUUGGAAGAGUGGCCAUGUUUUUGUCCUGAAGCGGUCUAUUGGCAACACUGGGUAUGCCGGUAUGCAGAAUCCGAUCCUAUUCAAGGACAAUGUCGAUGUUCUUCUCGGCGACGCCAAAGACAGCUGCGAUGCUCUUCGCUCAGCAUUGAUCGACUGAAAAUCAAAUUGUUGAUCGAGUAACCUUACAUUAAUGAAUCGUCC
Phaeodactylum tricornutum CCAP 1055/1 is the source of this 3730-nucleotide messenger RNA. RefSeq lists its product with no specific name. The record is from RefSeq and is a predicted model, not a curated record. Gene Ontology annotation, biological process: NADPH regeneration; proton transmembrane transport. NCBI's taxonomy places the organism in Eukaryota, Bacillariophyta, Bacillariophyceae, Surirellales, Neidiaceae. Gene Ontology annotation, molecular function: NAD binding; NADP binding. The transcript has 6 exons. Gene Ontology annotation, cellular component: mitochondrial inner membrane. Bases 300 to 3686 code for a protein of 1128 amino acids.